Molecule: messenger RNA, 1125 nt
Organism: Acanthosepion pharaonis
Lineage: Eukaryota; Metazoa; Mollusca; Cephalopoda; Sepiida; Sepiidae
Source: the annotation of a GenBank genome assembly
AUGAUAGCAGAGCCAUUCUCACAGAUAAUCGAUAUUAAAAUUACUAUAAUCUUUUUUCUUACAUUCUCUCUACUUUUCUAUUCCCUCACUCUCCUCUCUCUCUCUCUCUCUCUCUCACACUCUUACUCUCUCUCUCUCUCUCUCUCUCUCUCCUCUUACUCUCCUCUCUCUCUCUCACUCAUCUCGCGCUCUCUCUCUCUCCUCCUCUCUCUCCCUCACUCUUACUCUCCUCUCUCUCUCUCACUCUCUCUCUCCCUCUUACUCUCCUCUCUCACCUCUCUCUCUCACACUCCUCUCUCUCUCACACUUACUCUCCUCUCUCGCACUCUCUCUCUCUCCUCUCUCCUCUCCUCUCUCCUCUCCUCUCUCUCUCUCUCUCUCUUAGUCUCCUCUCUCUCUCCUCUCCUCUCUCCUCUCUCUCCUCUUAGUCUCCUCUCUCUCUCCUCUCCUCUCUCUCUCUCUCUCUCUCUCUCCUCUUCUCUCCUCUCUCUCCUCUCUCUCUCUCUCCUCUCUCUCCUCUUACUCUCCUCUCUCCCUCUCUCUCCUCUCUCCUCUCUCUCCUCUUACUCUCCUCUCUCUCCUCUCUCUCCUCUCUCUCCUCUCUCCUCUCUCUCUCUCUCCUCUUACUCUCCUCUCUCUCCUCUCCUCUCCUCUCUCUCCUCUCCUCUAUCCUCUCUCUCCUCUUACUCUACUCUCUCUCUCUCACUCUUACUCUCCUCUCGCUCUCUCUCUCACACUCCUCUCUCUCUCACUCUUACUCUCCUCUCUCGCUCUCUCUAUCACACACUCUCCUCUCUCUCUCUCACUCUUACUCUUCUCUCUCUCUCUCUCUUUCUUACUCUUACUCUCCUCACUCUUACUCUCCUCUCUCUCUCUCUCCUCUCUCUUUCUCACUCUUACUCUCCUCUCUCGCUCUCUCUCUCGAUCACCUUCACGAUCUAUCGUCUUUCUUUCCUUUUCUCUUCAACUCUCUCUUUCUUACCUAUCGCUCCCUCUGUCUCUCUAUUUCGCUCUCUCUUUAUUAUCUCUCACUUUUACAUCAUAUUUUAUCAGUUCCCAGGCAGACUGUCUCUCUCUCUCUCUCUCUCUCUCUCGCUCGCUCGCAACCCUCCCUUGCACGAAUAA